Alternaria ventricosa is the source of this 813-nucleotide messenger RNA. RefSeq lists its product as uncharacterized. NCBI's taxonomy places the organism in Eukaryota, Fungi, Ascomycota, Dothideomycetes, Pleosporales, Pleosporaceae. The transcript has a single exon. The record is from RefSeq and is a predicted model, not a curated record. The coding region runs from base 1 to 813 and encodes 270 amino acids.
AUGGCUGACAGCAACUUCCCCUACCAUCGCGAGGAGCCUGUCAGUGCGCGACACCAAGCGGAACGUAACAAGACCUCAAAGCCGUCCGAGCCCGGUAGCAAUCAUGCAUUCAGUCCCAAAGGAUUGCCCUUGGAGACUCCUGAACAGUUCCAAGCCCUUAUGCAGCUCGGUCAACAGAAUCCAAACCACAGCCCAGCUUGGCCCAGUCUGGACUAUCUUUUUGAAGAGAAUGCACGUCUCCAGUCCGAUAUUCGUUCUUCCCAGAUUCGUUCCAGCGAACAGCGCGCUUCGGACAAGGCAAAGCGCGAUGCGAUGCGGGCACAACUUGAGCGUGUCAAGAAGAUGGAGAUCUCGAAGCGACCCGUGAGCACCAAGGCGGAAGAGACAGUUCAAGAGAAGAGGAUGUCGGCGCCACCAAACGUUUUCGUUGAACCUCGGCCACGCUCGCGAUCACAAGAUGAUACUGUCCCGAUAGCCGAACGCGUAUCUCUACACAGCCAGGCCUCAGACGACAUCGCCAGAUCGCUCGGUCACCGAAACAAAAGCCACUCCACUCCGCCAGGCCUCAACGACGAUGACCAUUCCCCUCCGCAUGAUUGCGAUGAAGCUCACGUUAUAAGCGAAAGUCCUGAGGAGCUCGCAGUUUUUGCGGAGGUACAGAAGGCCAAGGAUAAGACCGGUCAGGCAAAGUCAGGGAAUGGGUGCGCAGAACAGGCGAAGAAGCGAUUGACUGGCCGCAGCUUGAAGGCUGCCAAGGGUGUGUUGAAGGGUGCGAUGAGGAGGCUUGGAAUCCGCCGGGAUGCAAGCACCUAG